CUUAAGGAUUUUAUUUCUGAGAAUCUGGCUUCAGAAAGGAUUCAAUAUUUAAAGUCCCUCAUAGUAUUGCCUUUCUUCUUUAUUAAGAAGGAGGAUGGAUCUUUGAGACUAAUCCAAGAUUACAGAAAGCUCAAUAAAGGUACUAUUAAGAACAAGUACCCUCUACCUUUAAUUCAAGAGCUUCUAGAUAAGGUCAAAGAUUCUAAGUACUUUACCAAGCUUAAUAAGGCAGCUUUCAGGACGAAUCUAGGAUUGUUUGAGCUUACAGUCAUGUUCUUUAGUCUCACAAAUGCCCCUGCUACAUUCCAGGGCUUUGUAAACAAUAUCUUUAGUGAAUUAAUUAAUGAGGGAUCAGUUGUUGUCUAUCUAGACAAUAUCCUUAUCUAUUCUAAAGAUAUUGAAGAGUAUAAAUGCUUAAUCCAGAAUGCUCAGAAGGAAUUAUUAGACAAAGGAGAGAAGUACCCAGCUAUAAAGUGUUCUUUUAUACAGGAGUCAGUAGAUUAUCUGGGCUUCAUAAUUGGUAGAGGAGAGGUCUGUAUGGAUCUGACAAAGGUAACUAUAGUUCAGAACUGGCUA
Molecule: messenger RNA, 576 nt
Organism: Fomitiporia mediterranea MF3/22
Lineage: Eukaryota; Fungi; Basidiomycota; Agaricomycetes; Hymenochaetales; Hymenochaetaceae
Product: DNA/RNA polymerase
Exons: 4
Source: RefSeq, a predicted model, not a curated record